Molecule: messenger RNA, 3382 nt
Organism: Plectropomus leopardus (leopard coralgrouper)
Lineage: Eukaryota; Metazoa; Chordata; Actinopteri; Perciformes; Serranidae
Gene: cnih4
Product: cornichon family member 4
Biological process (GO): vesicle-mediated transport
Source: RefSeq, a predicted model, not a curated record
AAGAAAAAUGGAAGCGGCAGUGUUCAUUCUGUCACUUGUGGACUGUUGUGCACUUAUUUUCCUCUCGGUGUACUUUAUUAUCACACUGUCGGAUCUAGAAUGUGACUACAUCAACGCCAGAGCCUGCUGCUCCAAGCUAAACAAAUGGGUGAUUCCAGAGAUGGUGGGCCAGUGUCUCUCCACCAUGCUGAUGUUGGUCUCCAUGCACUGGUUCAUCUUCCUCCUCAACCUGCCAGUAGCAGCCUGGAACAUUUAUAGGUAUGUGAAGGUUCCGAUGGGAAACAUGGGCGUGUUUGACCCCACUGAGAUCCACAACAGAGGUCAGCUCAAGUCCCACAUGAAGGAGGCCAUGAUUAAACUGGGUUACCACCUGCUCUGCUUCUUCAUUUAUUUGUAUAGCAUGAUCCUGGCUCUGAUCAAUGACUGAAGCUCCAGCCAGCUGCCACAUUCCAGACUCCAGGCUUCGCUGUUUCCCCUCACACCUCGCUCCUGCACUGUAUGCAUAAAGUCUCCCAGAACAGCAGAGACGAGAUGUUUAACUUUCACUGUGGUCUGACUGAGGUUCGCUCUGUUAUUUGUGUGGUCAGAAUCCCACAGUUUAGACUUUUAUACAAUAAUAAGGUUAAUAUUUAACCAUUUUACACUUCAGUACCAUCAUGACAGAAUCUCCUAAACAACCCCCGUGUUUUAUUGUCAAGGGAAUGAGUAAUGAGUUAUUACAAUGAUCCCAGUAUCAACAUAGCAGAUCGAAAGAGUAAAAAAAAUUCUGUAUUACCCAGCACAACCUCUAAAUGAAUAUAAGGUGGAAUUCUUCGAUUUUUUUUCUUCUAACACAGCCAAGUUGGGAAAAAUACCAAUAGUGCUUUCAACUUCAAAACACAUUAUGUGUUGUUGUGCCACUUUCGCCUUUUGUUUAGCAGCUAAAAAUGAUUGCAUGCCAUUUGUAAAAGUCCGUAAGGCAUUUGGUAUCAGAGUUUUCAGCCUCUGUACAACCACAGAGGCUGAAAACUGUUGCAGUACAUGGUUGGUCACAGCAGCAGUGAACACACUGAAGCUGCAAACGCUGCUUCCUGUGUUGAGCUGACAGAGUGGAACCUGCUGCAGUCUUCUGCUGCUGUAGCUUACUGCACUGUGAGAUGCUCCUCUGCAUAGCAAUGUUGUAAUGCUGUGUUAUUGAUUUACUGUUGCCUUCCUGUCAGCUUGAACCAGUCCGGCCAGUCUCCUCUGACCUCUCCCAUUAACAAGUGUUUUUGCCGACAGAACUGCAGCUCACUGGAAGUUUUCUGUUCACACCAUCAACUCUAAAUGCUCUUGACUGUUGUGGUGAAGUUCAAGCUCAGCAGAUACUCAGAGCAUCCCCCCGGCACCAAAAUUCAUUCUAAAGUCCCUUAGAUCACAGCUCAACCUCUGCACCAUGUCUGCAUGCUUUCAAGCAUUGACUUGCUGCCACAUGAUUGGCUGAUUAGAUAUGUGCAUGAACACCAAAUGCAAAGAAUAGCAAAGAAAUGACCUGCCUUAAGGGCUGAUCACGCCGAGUCACGUCACUAGAAAAGCAGCACCAUUGUUUCCCUAUGGUACGGCGUAAGACCAGUGACACUGAUUAGGGCCAUUUCUUCAUCCGAGGGAACGCAAAACACAUUGCAUGACAUGAAGCAGUUGUGCAUCACUUCCUGCUCAGGAUACAGAGUUCAGCUGUGUGUCUGUCAGCUGUGAACUAACAUGCAGCUCCAGAUGUGGCUCCUUCAGUUGAUGAGUCUGUCAGGUGGACAGUGUGGGACGUGGUGUGCUGUAGUUUUAGCUGUUUGACUGAGCUUCUUAAUAGAUGAAGCAGACUGAGGGGACUGACACUGUCUACUGAUCUGCUGUCACCUGGAACUCUGCCAAGCGAGUGACACCAUCACUCCAGAUGCUCCUUAUCAGUGACCGCUCAGCUCACUCAGUGUGUUGAGUGGGGGCCAGUCAGAGCUCUCUGAUUGGCUGUUCAGUCAUCAGUUUUCCCCUUUUUUCCACUUGUGCCUUUUCUUGUUUCUCCUUGUUGCCAUUGGUGAUUUGCUUUCUUUAGCUUUUUUAAUACUGAGAGAAUAAGUCCACAGCAAAGAGGCAGAAAUAGCAAGAAGACUGAAGAUCAGUUUACUGUAGCCAAAUUCUUUCCAAACUCCAAUGCACUUGUUUGGAACAGGGGGCGCCCCCUAUAGAGCAACUUUAAAAUGAUUUUAUAAACAUGAGUUGCUCUGAAACAUAUCCUGGGGGCAACAAUCAAUCAUCUGAAGGAUUUGGGUCAUGCCACGGCCUUUUUUUAAAAAAAAUUGUAUUGCCCUUGGGUGGUCUUUUUGAAUAAAACUUUCAGGUUUUUUUCAGGUACUUAUGUGGACAUUUCCUACAAGUUUCAUGACGAUUGGCUCCAUGGAUAUGAAUUUAGGUUCAUUGAUGUGCUGAACCACAUCCCCUCCAAACUUCAUUGGUUAGUUUCUUCAAAAUGCAAUAAAAUAUUCAGUCUGUUUGAUGUAGUCUCUGUGCUUCUAUGUUCCUGCCUGCUUGCUUGCUCUCUGUCUAGUCCCAUCCUGCCAUUGCUCCUUUAUUUUUCUCGCAGUAGACAUUUUAUUUGGUCAAAGUAUGAAAAGUUUUCAAAGUGAAAUGUUGAACUCGGAGGUUUGUGAUGGUACUGAAGUGUGUUGAAAACUCUGUUACUGUGCAGCAGUUAUCACCAGCUGCUGGAUCACUGAGCCUCUGAGUCACUUUAUGCAAACAGGACCUGCCAACACAGCACACCCCAUCCCUCAUCACCAACCGCAGCUCAGCACACACACACACACACACACACAGUAAUAUGCAGUCAUAUUUGCAACAGUCCUCUGUGUGUCUGGGCUUGUCUUGUGCUGGACGGGUGUCCCCUCACAGAGCUGUAUGUCUGAGCCCUGGGGUCAAAGUGUUUUACCAUUUAAAGAAAAGAAAUGAUAAUCUAAUUACUGCUUUGUUGUAUUAUUACUGUAUGAGUGGCAGUUUCAAUUUGAACAAUUCCAUUUGACUUUGGUCAUGCACUGAUGUUGUGUUUACUGAACGCCCUCUGCACUCUGUUUAAAGUCUGACCUUUCCUGUUUGAAAGUGCUCUCCAUCAGCAGGUCUGAGCUCCUCAGCGGGGCGACAGAUGUGUGCGUGCACUCCUCUUCCUUUGUGUUAAGACAGAGUUCAUUCAUACCUGCUCUGUGUUAUGAAAGGCCUUCUGGGUAAGCCGCAUGUGUGCAGGUAUUCUGGAGCCAAUUCUCUCUGCAGUGGGGGUGAACAUAGCACUGAACAAAUUCAUGUCUGAUUCACACUAAACUGUCUGAUGCCGUGUCCUUUUUGGGGGGAAAUGUGGUGUUUCAUAAAUAAAAAUGAAAGACAA